Diuraphis noxia (Russian wheat aphid) is the source of this 854-nucleotide messenger RNA. RefSeq lists its product as uncharacterized. The record is from RefSeq and is a predicted model, not a curated record. NCBI's taxonomy places the organism in Eukaryota, Metazoa, Arthropoda, Insecta, Hemiptera, Aphididae.
AUGUCAUCUGCAAGGAAGAACAAUUUACUGGUCAAAAACACAGGCAUGAGUCUGAAUGACAGGUUCACACAAAUACAAAAAAAAUCCAAAUCGGUUGUGGACGAURAACUUGUGAGGAAACACCGUAUGCUCUCAUUUAAUAUGGAGCGUAGACCUGAAGUAGCAGCUUCAUUGUUAUUGAAUCAAGAGUUUAUGAAUAGAGAUCGACUUCGAGUACCACUUCCGCCACCCUUGCCUCCUCCAAGACCUGAAAUCAACAAACAUAUGUAUAAUAGUAUUAUGCAUAAUAUGAUAAGACCAAUAGAUAGAUUAGGUGUUCCUGUUCAUGAGAGACUUUCUAUAGGAAGAGUUCCAGUAGUGGAAGAUAGAAGAAGAAUAAGGAGACGAAGAGGUCCUAAGACUAAAAUACGAAAAUCUGUUAAGUCCAAUUUAAACACAAAUGAAAAUAGCACAGGCAAUACUAAGAUUUCUAAAUCUAAAAAGCGUCAAAUUUCAAAACAGAGAGACCAGUUUCCUCGUAAAGAACAAGUAAUUUCUAAAGAAGAUUUAGACCAACAACUGGAUCAGUUUAUGUCGCACACUAAACAAAAACGAGAUGAAGAACUGAAUAGAGUCAUUCAACAACAUUCUUAACACAAUAUAGUAAAAUAUUUAUUAUUCAAUUAUUUGGUAAAAAAUAUUUCUAAGUACUGCCUUAUUUCAAGUUAUAAUUUCUGUUUUGUAAUAAACUUAAAUUUCUAUAAAACUGAUUUAAUUUAAAAACUAAAUUUGAUAGUUGUUAAACUUGAAGCUACAUUCAAUAUUUUCCUUAGUGUUUAAUUUUUCACAUAUAUUGACUGUCUAUUUGUAAUAAA